Molecule: messenger RNA, 480 nt
Organism: Clunio marinus
Lineage: Eukaryota; Metazoa; Arthropoda; Insecta; Diptera; Chironomidae
Source: the annotation of a GenBank genome assembly
AAAGUUGGCUUCAUUUCGCUUACUCUUGGAAUGUUUAUUUCAUGUCUGUUUGGUUUUAUCUUUGGGCUCAAGCUCGGUACAACCGAAAUGCCAUGGGGUUUCGGAGACUUCCCAACGGAAGAAAUGAAGGGAAGAGGUAAUUCUCGAUCGUUGUGGAUGGUGGUUCUGUGGGCACUGACAAAGGGGAGUGGAGUAGAUAAAUUAUUCUGGUAUGUGAAAAACUAUUUCACUUUGAAAUUUCCUACAAUUUGUAAAAAAAAUUCUCUUUAUGUCGUUCAUCAGGGCUUUAGCGUGCAUCUGGAGAAUCGUACACUGACAACCUACUACCUUCCGACAGAAUUCCUUAUUAAUGGCAUUAUAUCAGGCUUAUCAACUGUGGUAAACGUGAUUUGUAUUUUCAUUACUGCUAUCAAGACUUCUAUCAUUGUUCUAAAGAUCAAGGAAGUGGCAGCACCUUACACAAGUAGUCCAAAUUUACGA